Salvia miltiorrhiza (redroot sage) is the source of this 1197-nucleotide messenger RNA. Its product is annotated as polygalacturonase-like. The record is from RefSeq and is a predicted model, not a curated record. The coding region runs from base 1 to 1197 and encodes 398 amino acids. NCBI's taxonomy places the organism in Eukaryota, Viridiplantae, Streptophyta, Magnoliopsida, Lamiales, Lamiaceae. Gene Ontology annotation, molecular function: polygalacturonase activity. Gene Ontology annotation, biological process: carbohydrate metabolic process. The transcript is spliced from 4 exons.
AUGGCCACCUCAAGAAUGUUCCAAAUUCUCAUUCUCACAUUUUUACACUACUCUUCAUCAGCAUCAAUUCUUGCAGCCAAUUCCACCUACAAUGUGCUUUCCUACGGGGCAAAAUCCGACGGAAAAUCCGACUGCACCAAGGCAUUUCUAACUGCUUGGGGUGCCGCCUGCGCCUAUGCUUCCCCGGCCACCGUGUACGUGCCAUCGGGGAGGUACCUUUUGGGAAAUGCAUAUUUUGACGGCAGCUCCUGCAAAAAUACUGACAUAACCAUACAGAUUGAUGGGACUCUUGUAGCCCCAUCCAAUUACAAUGCCAUUGGUAAUACUGGGCAUUGGCUCAAAUUCGAAAAGGUCACCGGAGUUUCUAUCCGCGGCGGAACCUUAGAUGGUCAAGGCGCCAAUUUGUGGGAAUGCAAAAAUUCCGGCAAGAAUUGUCCAACUGGAGCAACGUCAGUGGCAUUUCUCAAUUCGAACAACGUGAAGAUCAAUGGAAUGGCUUCCCUAAACAGUCAAAUGUUCCACAUCGGCAUUGAUGGGUGCCGCGAUGUUAGCCUCCAAAACAUAAAAAUAUCUGCGCCGGAAAACAGCCCCAACACCGACGGAAUCCACGUGGAGGAGUCGUCGCGAGUUUCCAUCACCAACUCCCGCAUUGCCACUGGCGACGACUGCGUCUCCGUUGGCCCCGGGACCUUCGACUUGUGGGUCGAAAACAUCACCUGCGGCCCCGGCCACGGUAUAAGUAUUGGAAGUCUAGGGUGGGAAUUGAAUGAGGCAGGAGUGGAAAAUGUGACGGUAAAAUCGUGUAUGUUCACCGGAACCCAAAAUGGUGUUAGAGUAAAGACAUGGGCGAGGCCUAGCCAUGGAUUUGUUAGAAAUAUUCAUUAUCAGCAUCUAACUAUGCUUAAUGCGGAAAACCCCAUAAUUAUCGACCAAAAUUACUGCCCCCACGACGGAAAUUCAUGCCCCAAUCAGUCAUCGGGCGUGAAAAUUAGCGAUGUGACGUAUGAAGAUAUACACGGAACGUCAGCGACGGAAGUUGGAGUGAAGUUGGAGUGCAGUAAAACGCAGGCAUGCAGGGGAAUAACGUUAGAUGAAGUUGUGCUGCGGUAUAAGGAUGAGUCAUCUACGGCUUCCUGUGAUAACGUCGUUGAAAACGUGGCUGGGGUAGUCAAGCCCUUGAACUGCUCACGUGCGUGA